UACCGUGCACUCCUGCUCACCAUGCGUGCCGCAAGAAAGUCUCUUUGGGGUAGUCUCCAACGCAAAAGGCAGCUUACCUUCGAUCACCAAUACUACUUUGGAAAUCAUGUUAUUGAUUCACUGUUUGCGAUGGAGGACAUUGCUGCAGCCGUGGCAGAGUUCAUACCGGAUGAAGGUGCCCGAUUCGACAUCGGCUCGACUAUUUUUCGCAUGGGGCGGCAAACGUUUGCGAUUCUCCUCUGGAAUCAUGAAGAAGAAUCCAUCACCAAAUUCAUUGAGCACAGGGUCCUCGAUGGCCGAUUGCCGCUUGAGAAAAGUCUCGCUGAGCGCAUAGUACCUGAUUUUGGGGAAUCAUUCGCGUUGGAAUGGCAAUGGCACUUUCUUCCAUUCACCCUCGACUCUGAUCUGCAACUACAUCAUGGUAUUGUUGAGCAUGAGCGCAUCUUUCCCUACGUAUACCAGGAGAGUAUAGGGGAAGGUGCAUUUGGAGAAGUGCUGUUGACCGCUGUGGAUUCGUCACAACAAACGCUCACAACGUCCGUGGCCACGCGAGCUGCGGAAGAAGGUCAAUUCAUUCCAGAUCUACAAGUCGUCCAAAUGAAGAUCGGCGACGAUGAACUCCCAGUUGUUAGAAUUGCCCGAAAGCGAUUCAAACUGCCCCAAAGCCAAACCGAGGAAUCUCGAGACCGGAUGAUCGCGAAUGAAAGGAGUUGUUUAAGAGAGUUGGGCCGCUUGAAGCACCGAAAUAUCAUUCAGAUGUUGGGUAGUUACGCUUAUCGAGAUGAGCGUAGUAUUCUAUUCCCCCACGUCGAAAUGAAUUUGGAGGAAUUCCUGAAACGGUCCGAUCGUUUUGGAGAUUUCAUCCACGAUCGCACCUUCUUUUCUGCUCUUCAAGGACUCGCCUCUGCCUUGGCCUGCGUCCAUAAUCUGAAGCUCAACGCUGAGACCCACGGCAUCGAGCUUGAGCGGAUCGGAUACCAUCACGACUUCCGCCCCCAGAAUGUUCUCGUCAGUCCUAAGACCUUUUUGCUUGCCGAUUUUGGGUUAUCGAAACUCAAGCCAGUGGGAGAUGGGUCAAGGACCGAAUGGAAGACUGGUGGCCCUAGUUACCGUGCACCUGAGUGUACGGACAUGACUUUUCGUAGCCAAGAAGUGGGGCGCAGCAUAGACAUGUGGGCCUUCGGCUGCAUGGUCGCGGAAGUUGUCACAUACAUGAAGAGUGGCCCUGACGGCAUUACUCAAUUCAGACGAAGCAGACAUUCUCCAGGUGUUCACCCACGUGUGGAAGAUGAAAGUUUCUACAAUGGACUUGGACUCAAACCAGCGGUACAUCAAUGGUUCGACACGUUACUAGGAGAGCCAGCUUCACUAGAGCCAGCUUCACCAUACGCAGCAGAUCUGGUCGCUCUUUCACUAUCCAUGCUUGUAGUUGAUACGGACGAGAGAUUAAAAUGCCCGAGAUUGUGCAAGAAACUCAACUUCCUAUGUGCCAGGUCGCACUUAAUGCCUGCUGUGGAAGCUCUGGAGCGUUUAAUUAAUCAGAUGGAGGCAUCUCUCGAAUCUACCGAAGGGCAACCAAUUAUGGAACUCUGGUUUGAACUAGAACGACUCAAAGCUUGGGCGGCCGUGUUUGGAUUGAUUGGACAACAAAGAUUGCUAUCAAGAUUUGAUCACACAGAAAUUGAGGAGGGAGAAGUUGAGAAAUUACGAUUGGUCUCCCAUAAAAUGUUGGGCCGAUUACAACUGGAACUGAACAAAUACGACUCGAACCUACAUCACACUGACAUGAUGAAAUCGAUCGCAGUCGACACAUCUGUCCUCGACGAGAUACGAGACCUUAUACAAGACCUUUGGGAGCUGCUGUCACAGAGAAACAAAAACCGCGCGCAAUUCCUUUGGUGUGCAGAGGCGCUAGACACGCACAAAAUUGAACGUCUUCACAUACUUGAGCUCCAAAAGCCUACGGCAAGAGAUGAUCAAUACUCCAGUAUCAGCGCUCUAGCUGCAAUCAAGAGCCUCCUGCUGCAGUUCGAGCGUGAUCUGCCUUCGGAAGGAACUUGGGCGUUGCUAGCUGAGGGCGAUGUGGGUAUCGAGGAACAUUUCGGACCUAACCGUAUCGGCACCUAUCAGGGUAGUGAGAAGGUGUUCAUCGAAGUUCUGCACUACGACAAACGUUGGGAGGGUAUGGGAGUCGAAGAAAGAGCGACACGCAUGCAACUGGUUGCCGAAGGCUUUCACCAGAGCCAAGAACUGCCCGAACUUCGUGUCCCGAAAUGCAUUGGUUUCAUCCCAAUGAAGAAUGCAUUUGGCUUUCUAUAUCCUUUUCCUACCGCUACGGAUGUGCCGAAUACGCUUCUGGCGCUUCUUUAUGCAAAGCCCAAGUUGGUCCCUGCGUUAGAAACAAGAAUACAACUAGCCAACAAGCUCGUCUCAUGUAUAGCGGGGCUACAUUCGAUUGGCUGGUUACACAGAAACCUAAACUCCGACAACAUUGUUUUCUUCACUAAGCAGGGCUGUUCGACGGAAGAGGCUAUAGAGAAUCCAUACGUGAUAGGGCUUACUAGAGCGCGCCCGGAUAGCGAUGGCUGGCAUAGCGAGGGACCCAAUGAUGCUCGUAUAGUCGACUAUUCCCAUCCAGAAUACGCCAAAACACGUCGAUUUCAAGUAGCGUAUGACUACUACAGCCUUGGUAUCAUAUUGCUAGAGAUCGGACUAUGGAGAUCGGUAGGCAGUAUCACAUCUAAAUGGCCAACUGCAGCGCCUGAAGCCAUCAAGUUCACGCUUAUGGAGAAAUAUGUUAAGGAUCUGAGGUCUCAAAUGGGAAGUGCGUAUUACGGUGCCGUGCUUGCAUGCAUGGAUGGAUGCCUCCUGUCAGGGGAGGGAAGGGAGAACGCAACUACUUCGCGUCUGAACUUUUAUGAGAGAGUUGGAGAUGUUUUGGACAGAAUGUCGCGAAGUGCUCUAUAGAUUUGAAUCGUCCCGUUAACUCUAUGCUUUGGAACACUGCGACCGUCCAAACAACGAGCAUAGUAUUACCUCUCAUACUGGGAACUUGGGCUUGAUUGUUGGGGCGCUCCACAAUGCGUAUUUUCUUCUUCGAAGUUCAUUGGUUUACGGUAAGGGUGCCUAGCGGCGUAG
Molecule: messenger RNA, 3138 nt
Organism: Mytilinidion resinicola
Lineage: Eukaryota; Fungi; Ascomycota; Dothideomycetes; Mytilinidiales; Mytilinidiaceae
Product: kinase-like protein
Exons: 1
Coding region: 22-2967 (981 amino acids)
Biological process (GO): protein phosphorylation
Molecular function (GO): ATP binding; protein kinase activity
Source: RefSeq, a predicted model, not a curated record